Messenger RNA from Clonostachys rhizophaga, 423 nucleotides. NCBI's taxonomy places the organism in Eukaryota, Fungi, Ascomycota, Sordariomycetes, Hypocreales, Bionectriaceae. The record is from the annotation of a GenBank genome assembly.
AUGGUCGCCGAGGACGCCGAGGACUUUUUCAUCGACGGUAACGCAAACUUCGACUUAUCAGUCGAUGAUGGAGCUCAAGCCCGCCAAUUCUUCCUCUCCCGUAAUGACUACUUUGCCGAGUGGCCUACGGAGUUUAAUGAGAUCAUCGUGAGCUGCAAACAUGGCUUUCGCAAAUGGCCGAUCCUUUAUCUGCCCCCUGAAACACUUGUUUGGAAGCAAGACUUUAAAGUCACAUUGAUUGUGCUGGCGGAGAAACUCCAGGAACAUGGUACCGGCCCAAGUUUAGACAGUGCCGUUGAGGAGUACGAGAAGGAUAUGUUUAAACGCGGGCGAGAUUUGAUUGAACGUAGUAUGGGGUCCGGUGAGCUCUUGUUUGCGAAUGACGCACCAAACACUCUUGAACACUCUUGUCCAGGUCAGUAA